GUCCGUGCUUAUACAGUCAGAUGUGGUGUGGUAGCCUACUCCUCAAUUGCUUAUGUAGUUUUUAGAGUUGUAAUUUCUUUUCGGUAAGCCUGGAGAUUUCCAGGAUGCUACCUUUUGCUAGAUUUAUAACAAAACUAUAACGAAAACAUCCAUCGGUGAAAUUAAAAUCAAACUCACCAUGACUACAAACCGAGGAUUACAAAGAACUUUGAGAAGAAGUGGAAGUUUACCUGCGUCCCGUACUGUGAGAAUUGUGAUUUUGGGUCAAGCUGCAGUAGGUAAAACGGCCAUGGCAGUGCGAUUUAUCACCAGGAGAUUCAUCGGCGAGUACGACCCUACUCUAGAGACUAUCUACAGACACGAGGUUGCCAUAAAUGGAGACGCGGUACACUUCGAGAUACUGGAUACAGCGGGGCAGGAGGAGGACGCCCUGCUGAUCGAGGAGAAGAUCAGGUGGGGCGACGGCUUCCUCAUCGUCUACUCCGUCACAGACCGGUGCAGCUUCGACGAGGUCAUGCGCCUCUGUUUCCUGGUCAACCACAUCCAUGCUGGGGCCGGUGGUGGCAGGCGGAGCAACGCCGAGCCGCCGCCCACACUCAUCGUGGCCAACAAGAAGGACCUGGAGUAUGACCGCAUGGUGAGCCCCGAGGACGGCGAGAACCUGUCGCGCGGCCUCAAGCUGCCCUUCCACGAGAUCUCGGCGCGGGACAGCUGGGAGGAGACGGCCGCCGUGUUCCACGCCCUCUACGCCGAGGUGGCGCAGCAGCUGGACGCCUCACCGCCCUCCUUCCGCCGUCGGGCCGUCUCCAAACUCAUGGAGAAAAUACCCAGAAUUCACUCUGGCACGGCGCUGGGUGCCGCGGGACGCAGCUUCAGCUUUGGAUCCUUUAGAGAUUUCUUGCCUGAGUAAUUACUGGGGAACAUGGACCCUCCUGAGGUACAGGAGGUGAGGGUGCAUACCUUCAACCCUGAUCUAGAUGUAGAUAGAGAAUUAGACCGAAGCCCAUAUCACAGCAGUUUGGCUAGCUCUUAGUUAGAUUACUUGCUGAUAAAAACAACACAUCUGUGUGGUUACUCGAUGAAUUUUGCAGACAGACUAGACAGAUUAAUAUAUGUGUUGAUCUGUCUUUAUAUUAAACAUUACACAGUAUUUUGUUCAUAUCCUGGAAAUACUGGUGAUUGAAGAGAAACUGGAGGAGAGAUGACAACCUCUCAUUGGACAGGUAAAAAACUUUGACAGUGCAGAGACGCAUGGAACAAUGCCUGAAUAAAUGGCUGACUUUUUUCAUGGUCAGCAAAAUGCAGAAUAUAAAGUUGCUCAUUUACAGUAAUUUUAGAGAGACUAUGGAUGAUAGUAAUGUUAAAUAUUUCUCAAAUCCUUUUCAAACAAAAACUGGAUAACAUGUAUGUGGAAAAUAUUUAACAUGAAUGUAAACCAGCAAUUACUUAUACUACAUUCUGGGAAAUUCUGCGAAUUGAAGAAGUGAGAAUGCAGCAUCACUUGGCUGUGAACAGCAUCCCCUUAGUAGAUGCAUUAUCUUUUGCCUGGUGGUGGACACAUGAUCUACAUGUAUUGAUAGUAGCAGCAGCAUGUCAUUUUCCCCAAGAGCUUUUAGAUUCUCACAAUUAUCAAUAAAGUAGAUGCUUCAGGGGGAAAUGGCUCCCAGUGUCAGACCACAGAUAUAAUCUAAAAAUCUCAUUGAGACUGAAUACCCAAACUAAUUAUUUUUUUCUGAAGGAACUUAUACUGUAUAGAUGCCUGCCAAUCUUUGGUGUACAGCAAGCUUGCCACUUGCUGUGAGUAUUGCACACACAAGAUUUUGUCCAACUUAAACUAAAAAAAUAUAAUGCAUUUUAGUAAGAAAUAUUCGUUUCACUAAUUAUCUUAUUACCUAUAAUCUAGCAUGUUGAAACGGCCUGAAUCACAGAUCGAUAUGAUCAUAAAUUAAAGAUACCUCUUCCACUUAAUUUUGACCCGACACAUCACCAGAAACAAACAGUUGAGACUUAAUUUCACAGAGAAGCUAUGACGCUGGAAGCCAGUAACCCUUGACCAGACAGGAGAGGAACAAUGAAGUAACAGUCUUCAGUGUGUUCAGAGGAGUAGUGUACUCUAAUGACAGUGUACAAGCGUGGGUUAUUCAGAACGGUCUGUUUUAGUUCAGAGUUAUAGCAAGGGGCCACCUGUAAUAGAACAGCCUUUGUGAUGUCCUUCUUUGAUGUUAUGGGAACAUAUUUGAUCAGUUGAGCAUUUGCUGCAACUGAUAACUGAGUGUGAGAGGCCAUACGCAAGAAUAACCCUGCUGGAGAGUUAUGGACCAGAUCAUGGGUAAUGUUUCUCUGUGUUUCAAAAUCUAUUAAAUUAUGCUCUUCUGUCUA
Messenger RNA from Alosa alosa (allis shad), 2379 nucleotides. Its product is annotated as ras-related and estrogen-regulated growth inhibitor-like. The record is from RefSeq and is a predicted model, not a curated record. The transcript has 4 exons. The coding region runs from base 179 to 910 and encodes 243 amino acids. Lineage: Eukaryota; Metazoa; Chordata; Actinopteri; Clupeiformes; Clupeidae. Gene Ontology annotation, molecular function: GTP binding; GTPase activity.